This is a messenger RNA of Lepus europaeus (European hare), 2093 nucleotides long. RefSeq names its product protein kinase C zeta (gene PRKCZ). Gene Ontology annotation, molecular function: ATP binding; protein serine/threonine kinase activity; protein binding. The coding region runs from base 70 to 1845 and encodes 591 amino acids. The transcript is spliced from 18 exons. Lineage: Eukaryota; Metazoa; Chordata; Mammalia; Lagomorpha; Leporidae. Gene Ontology annotation, biological process: protein phosphorylation. The record is from RefSeq and is a predicted model, not a curated record.
CCGCGCUCCGGCCCCGCCAUGGCCCGAGGGCGCGGGACGCGGCGCUGACGGCGGCCGGCGGGGCGCGCCAUGCCCAGCAGGGCCGGCCCCAAGAUGGACGGGAGCGGCGGCCGCGUCCGGCUGAAGGCGCACUACAGCGGGGACAUCUUCAUCACCAGCGUGGACGCGGCCACCACCUUCGAGGAGCUCUGUGAAGAAGUGAGGGACAUGUGCGGCCUGCACCAGCACCACCCCCUCACCCUCAAGUGGGUGGACAGCGAAGGUGACCCUUGCACGGUGUCCUCGCAGAUGGAGCUGGGGGAGGCCUUCCGCCUGGCCGGCCAGCGCAGGGACGACGGGCUCAUCCUUCACGUGUUCCCCAGCACGCCGGAGCAGCCAGGCAUGCCGUGUCCCGGGGAAGACAAAUCCAUCUACCGCCGCGGAGCCAGAAGAUGGAGGAAGCUGUACCGUGCCAACGGCCAUCUCUUCCAAGCCAAGCGCUUUAACAGGAGAGCGUACUGUGGCCAGUGCAGCGAAAGGAUAUGGGGCCUCGCAAGGCAGGGCUACAGGUGCAUCAACUGCAAACUGCUGGUCCAUAAGCGUUGCCACGGCCUCGUCCCGCUGACCUGCAGGAGGCAUAUGGAUUCUGUCAUGCCUUCCCAAGAGCCUCCAGUAGACGACCAGAGUGACGACGCGGACCUUCCUUCUGAGGAGACUGACGGAAUCGCUUUCAUCUCCACCCGGAAGCAGGACAGCGGCAAGGAGGACGCCGAGGACCUCAAGCCCGUGAUCGACGGCGUGGACGGCAUCAAAAUCUCUCAGGGGCUCGGGCUGCAGGACUUCGACCUCAUCAGGGUCAUCGGGCGCGGGAGCUACGCCAAGGUCCUCCUGGUGCGGCUCAAGAAGAACGGCCAGGUCUACGCCAUGAAGGUCGUCAAGAAGGAGCUGGUCCACGACGACGAGGACAUCGACUGGGUGCAGACGGAGAAGCACGUGUUCGAACAGGCGUCCGGCAACCCCUUCCUGGUCGGCCUGCACUCCUGCUUCCAGACAACGAGUCGGUUGUUCCUGGUCAUAGAGUACGUCAACGGAGGCGACCUCAUGUUCCACAUGCAGAGACAGAGGAAGCUCCCGGAGGAGCACGCCAGGUUCUACGCCGCGGAGAUCUGCAUCGCCCUGAACUUCCUGCACGAGAGAGGGAUCAUCUACCGGGACCUGAAGCUGGACAACGUCCUGCUGGACGCCGAGGGCCACAUCAAGCUCACGGACUACGGCAUGUGCAAGGAAGGCCUGGGCCCCGGCGACACGACCAGCACUUUCUGUGGGACCCCAAAUUACAUCGCCCCAGAAAUCCUGCGGGGAGAAGAGUACGGGUUCAGCGUGGACUGGUGGGCGCUGGGCGUUCUCAUGUUUGAGAUGAUGGCCGGGCGCUCCCCCUUCGACAUCAUCACCGACAACCCUGACAUGAACACGGAGGACUACCUUUUCCAAGUCAUCCUGGAGAAGCCGAUCCGGAUCCCCCGGUUCCUGUCCGUCAAGGCCUCCCACGUCUUGAAAGGCUUUUUAAACAAGGACCCCAAAGAGAGGCUUGGUUGCCGGCCACAGACUGGUUUUUCUGAUAUCAAAUCUCACGCGUUUUUCCGCAGCAUAGACUGGGACCUGCUGGAGAAGAAGCAGGCGCUGCCCCCGUUCCAGCCACAGAUCACGGACGACUACGGCCUGGACAACUUCGACACGCAGUUCACCAGCGAGCCUGUGCAGCUGACCCCAGACGACGAGGACGUCAUCAAGAGGAUCGACCAGUCCGAGUUCGAAGGCUUCGAGUACAUCAACCCACUCCUGCUCUCCACUGAGGAGUCCGUGUGAGGCCGCGCAGCCCCGCCGUGGACACGCCUGUGAAUGACCCUUGACCUUUAUCCUGAACCACAGCAUAUGCAUGCCAGGCUGGGCACGAGGCUCAGGACCGGCCGGCGCCCGGGCCCAGCGAGGCAGGCUCCGCGCCGCGGGUGCCGAGGGCAGACUUGCACGGCCCUCAGACACAGAACUCGGUGCCCCGACCUCUGCGCCAGGAAGCUGGCGUGUCCUGUCCCGAGGAAUAAAAUGUGCCGAUGAUG